GCGGGGCUGAAGUAGCCCCGCGGGCGGGCGGCGGAGGCGGCAGCCCCUCAUGCUGCGACGCCCGCUGGCCGGGCUGGCUGCAGCCGCCUUGGGCCGGGUCCCCUCGGACGUCCUGAAAAUGUAGGAGGGGAUUUUCCUGGCUCGUGAAGCUCCAGACAGCUUGUAAAACCUCCGCGGCCCGAGGACCUCACGCUGGAUGCCGUUGUGGACCCUGCAGCAUGCGGAGGGGCGGAGAGGGGGAACAUCCCGACACCCCUCUCCAAGGAAUGCCAGGACCCAGACCUGUCGUCCUGAGUGGACCGUCGGGGGCAGGGAAGAGCACCCUGCUCAAGAGACUCCUGCAGGAGCAUGGCAGCAUCUUCGGUUUCAGCGUGUCCCACACCACGAGGGACCCACGGCCUGGAGAAGAGAACGGGAAAGAUUACUACUUCGUGACCAGGGAGGUGAUGCAGCAGGAUAUCGCGGCUGGCGACUUCAUCGAGCAUGCGGAGUUCUCCGGGAACCUGUACGGGACCAGCAAAGCAGCCGUGCGGGCCGUGCAGGCCAUGAACCGCAUCUGCGUGCUGGACGUGGACCUGCAAGGUGUACGUAACAUCAAGAAGACAGAUCUGCGGCCCAUCUACAUCUUUGUGCAGCCACCCUCACUGGACGUCCUGGAGCAGCGGUUGCGGCAGCGGAACACAGAGACAGAGGAGAGCCUGGCCAAGCGGCUGGCUGCCGCUCGUGUUGACAUGGAGAGCUGUGAGUGCAAGGAGCAAGGCCUGUUUGACCUGAUCAUCAUCAAUGACGACCUGGACAAGGCCUACCAGGCCCUGGAGGAGGCGCUGUCCGAGGAAAUCAAGAAGGCCCAAAGGACCAGCCAUUCCUGAGAGGGACCGCCAGCUCUGGCCUCCCCAGUGGGGACUCCGCUCAACUCAGCCAGCACCUCCCUCGCCUAGAUUGCCAUGCCUGGAGGACCCUGGGCUCCCUUUACCCUCUCCUGUGGGAGUCAAGCCCAUGUACUAAUAAAAACUGCUAGGUAACUGUGUC
This is a messenger RNA of Hyaena hyaena (striped hyena), 1029 nucleotides long. RefSeq names its product guanylate kinase 1 (gene GUK1). Lineage: Eukaryota; Metazoa; Chordata; Mammalia; Carnivora; Hyaenidae. Bases 219 to 869 code for a protein of 216 amino acids. The transcript has 9 exons. Gene Ontology annotation, molecular function: GMP kinase activity. Gene Ontology annotation, biological process: purine nucleotide metabolic process. The record is from RefSeq and is a predicted model, not a curated record. Gene Ontology annotation, cellular component: cytosol.